AUGACCACAUUCGCUCUCCGCGGUCUACUCCCAACUCCUCCCCCACCUCUCUUCUCCAUCAAAACACCCCUCCCAGCGCUGGCCUCCUCAACCUCCAGCUCCGUAACCAAAGAUGCGGCGCCCCUAACAAGUCCCCUCAACGGCCCCCUCUCAACCCGCCCACCACCCCUCGAACUACCCAAGCGCAACGACCCUCCAACCUCCACCAUAAAAUACUACAUCGCCCUCGGCAAAGCCUACGCAACCUUCUACAAGACCGGCGCCAAAGCAAUCUACGCCAACUUCCGCGCCUCACAACCCAUCCAAGACCUCGUUGACACCAAACACGCCUCCUCGCUCCCCACCGCCGUCUCAGCCAACGCGCUCACGCGUUCCGAAUUCCAACUCCUGUGCCGCAACUGGCAUGAUAUCAAGCGUGUCCCCAUUUUCGGUCUGGUGUUUAUACUGUGCGGGGAGUUUACGCCGUUGGUGGUCAUUGCGCUGAGUAGUGUUGUGCCGUGGACAUGUCGGAUUCCGAAGCAGAUCGAUGCUGAUAGGAAGAAGUUGGAAAAGAGGCGCGGGAUUAGCUUUCGGAACCUGACUGUGGAACCGCCGACUGAGAAGGGGGUAGAUGCGUUGGAAAGGAUGCAGGUGCUGCAUGUUAGUUGGAGUUUGGGACUUAGUAGUAGUGCGUGGGAUUGGCUAGGGGGACAAUAUCCAGGGCUGCCGACGUGGGUUUUGAGGAGGAAGGUCGCGAGUAGCGUGGAGUAUCUGGAGAUGGAUGAUAAGCUGUUGGGAGACCCGAAGAGGGUGGAUGAAUUGGAGCCGGAGGAAGUGAGAAUGGCGCUUGUGGAGAGGGGGGGUGGAUGUUCUGGGAAAGCCCUCGAACAGUUUGAGAGCUGA
Molecule: messenger RNA, 882 nt
Organism: Lachnellula hyalina
Lineage: Eukaryota; Fungi; Ascomycota; Leotiomycetes; Helotiales; Lachnaceae
Exons: 2
Coding region: 1-882 (293 amino acids)
Source: RefSeq, a predicted model, not a curated record